GCGUUUGGCAUCCUCGACGAGAUGCGGCAGGCCGGAUGCGAGCCAGACGUCUUCAGCUACAGCAUUCUCAUCAACCUGUGCGCAAGGUCGAAGGACUGGAAGACGGCGGUGUCGCUGCUGCGCGAGAUGCCAGGCGCGGGAGUGCCGCCGAACGAGGUCAGCUACAACGCAACCAUCUCUGCAAGGGUGAAGGCGCUGUCGCUGCUGCGCGAGAUGCCUGAUGCAGGCGUGUCACCAAACGUGGUCAGCUACAGCGCAGCCAUCUCUGCGUGCGAGAAGGGAGGGCAAUGGGAGGAGGCGCUGUCGCUGUUCGACGAGAUGCUUGCUGCGGGAGUGCAGCCAGACGUGAUCAUCUACAGUGCGGCCAUCUCUGCGUGCGAGAAGGCUGGCCGGUGGGAGAAGGCGGUGUCGCUGCUGCGCGAGAUGCCAGGCGCGGGAGUGCAGCCAAACGUGGUCAGCUACAGCGCAGCCAUCUCAGCCUGCGAGAAGGCUGGUCGUUGGGAGGAGGCGGUGUCGCUGCUUCGCGAGAUGCCUGCUGCGGGAGUGCGACCAAACGUGGUCAGCUUCAGCGCAGCCAUCUCUGCGUGCGAGAAGGCUGGCCGGUGCGAUGAAGCCUUGUCGCUGCUGCAAAAGAUGCGAGAGGACGGCUUGCAACCAGACGUGUACAGCUUCAACGCAACGAUUCAGGCGUGCGCGGCGGCGCAAUGGCCUGAUGAGGCGCUGAGGCUCUUUAAGGAGGCGCUGAGGUCGGUCGAACCAGACUGUAUCACCUUCAACGCGGUGCUGGACGCUGUC
Emiliania huxleyi CCMP1516 is the source of this 795-nucleotide messenger RNA. RefSeq lists its product as hypothetical. The record is from RefSeq and is a predicted model, not a curated record. The transcript has 2 exons. Lineage: Eukaryota; Haptophyta; Isochrysidales; Noelaerhabdaceae. The annotation marks the transcript as partial. Gene Ontology annotation, molecular function: protein binding.